CCUUUCGCCGCCUUCAAUUCCCGACGUCUAGCUGAACCCGCCAAACCCAUGCAGCCACCAACUGGGUCAAUAAAGUGAGCGAGCUAUUUGAGUGGGAGUGGGAGCAAGUGAGCGAGUUGGCGAAGGAGGGAGCGAGGCGAGCGAGGAUGGGAAGAGCGCCGUGCUGCGAGAAGGUGGGGUUGAGGAGAGGGCGGUGGACGGCGGAGGAGGACGCCGUCCUGAUGAACUACAUCAAGGCCAACGGCGAGGGUUACUGGAGGUCCUUGCCCAAGAAUGCAGGGUUGCUGAGGUGCGGGAAGAGUUGCAGGCUGAGGUGGGUGAACUACUUAAGGACAGACCUGAAGAGAGGAAACAUCUCCAAGGUGGAGGAGACUGUCAUCAUCAAGCUGCAUGCCUCUCUGGGUAACAGGUGGUCUCUCAUAGCCAGCCACUUGCCAGGAAGAACAGACAACGAGAUCAAGAAUUAUUGGAACUCGCACUUAAGCAGAAAAAUCGACACUUUUCGAAGACCGUCCAACGACGAGCCGCUGCCUUUGGCGACGGACCUCGUCAAAGUCAGCCCCCCCAAGAGGAAAGGGAGGACAAGCAGGUGGGCAAUGAAGAAGAACAAGAACUUGCUCCCGCCGAAGAGAAACCCUAAUAAAGUAACCAAUGCUCAUUCCGACGUGCCUUUGUCGCCCGCCAUGCCACCGGCGGAGAGAGAGAGAUUGUCCGCCACCAAGGCCGGUGCCGAGGAUAAGGAAACUACGGUUAGGGAGAGUUUGGCCAGUACUAAUGUUGGUAUUGUUCCUUAUUCCCUCGGAGAGGACGGUGCGACGUCGCCAUCAUCGUCCAACGACCCGAGCAAUCCAUUAAUGCUGAGCCCAAGUGGGGGGAGAGAGGGCGAGAUGAUUCUAGGACCAUUGGCAGGCAUUGAUGAGGAAUUGUCGUGGAGCUUUGAUGACAUGGUGUACUCGGCCCUGCCUCUUGAAUCAAGUGGGGUCAUGGACAUGAGCAUCGAGAGAAGCGGGGAUCAUGAGGAGGCCAGGGCAGUGGGGUCGGGGCUGGAGAGAGAGAGCAGGAUCACCCUUGGAUCGUCGUCGUCAACGACGACGAGCGGGGACAAAGAUCGGAUCGGCGGCGACUGGUUCUCUUGUGUGGAGGAUGAUAGUGGGAACUGGGAUUGGGAGAACCAGAUUAUUCUGGGGCACGGGAAUGAUCAGGCGGCGGGGGAGAGGGCUGGCCAGGAGAUGCUGACGUGGCUUUGGGAGAGUGACGUGGGAGAGUGGGAAAGUCAAAGCCUUGGGGAGGUUGAACGGGAGAAGCAAAACGCCAUGGUGGCUUGGCUGCUUUCUUAGGGCGAGCCUAAUUAGGACGUUAACUUAGGUCACUAUUUUUUUGGCUACAAAAUUGGCGUGUUCACAAAGAGAAGAGGACCCAAAAAAAGAAGAAGAAGCAAGAAGUGGUGGGAUCAAGGUCUACGUGUGGAAAUGUUCCUUCUCUUGUAACCUAGUUAGUAGGAAGUGGUAAUUAGCAUGCGUUUGGUUUUCUUCGUUAAUGUCUAUUUUUUUUUUCUUUUGGAUUGGCCUAAAUCAGCAUGUUCAUUUCUUGAUGGUGUUUUAA
Messenger RNA from Rhodamnia argentea, 1602 nucleotides. Its product is annotated as transcription factor MYB11-like. Bases 147 to 1337 code for a protein of 396 amino acids. The record is from RefSeq and is a predicted model, not a curated record. Lineage: Eukaryota; Viridiplantae; Streptophyta; Magnoliopsida; Myrtales; Myrtaceae. The transcript has 3 exons.